This is a messenger RNA of Closterium sp. Yama58-4, 4284 nucleotides long. The record is from the annotation of a GenBank genome assembly. NCBI's taxonomy places the organism in Eukaryota, Viridiplantae, Streptophyta, Zygnematophyceae, Desmidiales, Closteriaceae.
AUGGUCUGCACGGCACGAUGCGCAAUGUUCAAGGUAGCUAUGGCGGGCAACACCUCGGCGGGAGCUGGUGAAUCUUCAGCCCAAGAUCGUAGCGGCAGCCAAGAUUCUGGUGUUUCUGCGCCAAGGGGAGCGCGAACAAGCCAGGGCUCGCUGAUCAAGGAGGUGCUGAAAAACUUCACCGUCGAGAAGUUCAAUGGUGAGGGCUAUGAUGAUUGGGCCUGGAAAAUGCAACUAUAUUUCCGUCAGAUCAGUUUGCUGAAACUAAUGAUUGGGGAGGAGCCUAGACCGAGUGACCCCGCCCUUCAGGAAGAUUGGGACGAGCGCGCCUCGGCUGGCUACUACUUGAUGUCGCAGAGUUUGGAGCUGAACCAGCGUCACCACGUCAUGCACCUGCUGCAGGAGGUCGAGUGCGGUCCGAAGGCGUGGAUCGUAUUGAAGGAGCUGAGCGCCCCGACCUCCGUCGCCGCUACGCUCAUGAUGGAGAGGGAGCUGUCCGCGUUGCGCCUGAGCGAGGGAGAGCCGGUGCAACCCAUCCUGGACAAGAUGCGUGAUCUCUACGCGAAGCUGGCGAUCGCGGGAAUCACCUACCCGGAGCAGACCAAGUGCCUGAAGAUGCUCUCGCUGCUGCCGGAAUCGUGGCUUCAAUUCACGAGCGGAUUGAGCCUGCCGCAGAACCAGAGCUUGUGGACGCUCGAGUGGGUGCGGAUGAAGAUUCUGGAGGAGGACUUCCGUCGCCGCCAACUGAGGGGUGGAGACGACGGCAGCAGCGGCUACGGGAUGCAAGGGAGCCGACGUGGCAGAGGACGUGGCUUCGGUGGUGCUGGACGCGGUGCAAAGAAGGACGACGACUCCAACGACCAACAGGGAUGUACCGGUUGGGGUCGCGGUGCAAAAUCUGGACGUGGGGGCAAGUCGAGUGCUGGUGGCAAAAUGAAAGGGAGUUGCUGGUAUUGUGAGAAGGAAGGGCACCCCUGGUUUUUGUGCUAUAAGAAACCCGAUGGAUGGACCCCCCAGAAUCGUCACCAGGAUGGCGGCGCGCGAAGGAACCAGAAAAACGGCGCGAACAUGGUCGCUGAUUCGUCCGACAACAACCCGAAGGGCAACGGCGGUGCGGAGAAGAAGAAGGAGCGCACCGCGGGCCAAUUCUUCCAUGUGGGAGACAAGGGGGAGCAAGGAGACGCAUCUGCCAAGGUUGGAGCAGAGCUGCACCCCCUGGACUUUUGGGUGGCUAGUGCGGGACGAGCUGCGUUUAAGGGAGCGGAUGACAAUCCGGUAGUGCUGCACGACGUUCUCCUCGUCCCCGAACUAAAGGCCAACCUUAUCUCGCUCCGUAAGCUUGGCAAGAUUGGGGUGAACACCAACACGGAUGGGGCUCGCACUUACAAGGGGCAGCUGGGCAAUCGGGUGCUUUGGGAUCUGCAUGAGAGCAAGGACGUGUACAGAUCCAUGUGGCAGCUGCCGGCGUUGGCGUGGCAUGGUGGGGGGCAGGCUGGAGAGGGGUCUGCAUCCCAGGGGGAGUGCAACGCCGUUGGAGGCGUUGGUGUGAAACUGGAGAAGGAUGGAGCCGUUAAGGGUCUGAAACUGAACGGACAACCACCCGAUGAUAACUGUGAAAUUUGCCUCCUUUCAAAGUUCACCCGUUUCCCCUUCCAUAGUGUGGCUGGCAGGAGCAAGAAGCCGUUGGAGCUGGUCCACAUGGACUUGGUGGGGCCGCUGCCGGUGCAAGGGCACAAGGGGGAGUGGUAUUUCCUAACCAUAGUGGAUGACUGGAGCAGGCUAAUGUGGGCGUAUCCGCUGAAGCAGAAAGAUCACGCCGCCUCCACGAUUCGGGAUGAUUGGCUGCCAUUCGUGGAGAAGCAAGCGGAGUGUAUGGUGAAGCGGAUUAGGACAGACCGGGGUGGUGAGUUCCUUGGAGCUGAAAUGACAGCCUGGCUCAAGAAGCAGGGCAUUCAGAGGGAGCUGACCACGGCUUAUACCCCACAGUCCAACGGUGUAGCAGAACGGGCGAACCGGACCAUUCUAGAGACAGCUAGGGCGCUGCUCAUAGAAUCUGGGCUUGGCAACUCCAUGUGGCCCCACGCUGUUCGGCACGCUACCGUCGCUAGGAACAGGGUGCUCACCAAGGUUGGUGAUGACUCGUGGGUGCCGUUGGAGAGGUGGCUUGGGAGGAAGCCGCCGGUGGACAUGCUGAGGGUGUUUGGCUGCAUGGCAGUCGCCCACGUCCCCAAGACCUACCGUAGUAAGUUGGGGGCAAGUGCAAUCUGGUGUGUGCAUUUGGGGUUGGCUGCUGAGAGCAAGGGAUGGCUGCUGUGGGAACCAUCCAAGGGUGUGUUGUUUGACAGCAGGGAUGUGAAAUUCAUUGAGGGCAUGAUGUAUGGGAGCUGGGAGAAACAGCCGGAGGCAAGGGUGUCCCAGCAGAUGGAGCAGAUCACCAUGCAGCUGGACCUGACUCCUAGUGUGUGGGAGGAGGGAGAGGAGGCAGCUGCGGACGGUGGUGAUGGAGAGAAGGUACAGGAGGCACCUGCUGAUGGAGGAGAGGUUAGUGGUGAAGCUGCUGGAUCUGAAAGAGGAGAGCAGCAGCAGAGCAAAGGUAAGGUGCCUAAGCUACCGCAAAUGAGGAAAACGAAGGGUGUCGUUAUGAAGGGGUGGGAAACACCCGUCUCUAGGCCAGGGCGCACCCGCAUGGCAACAAUGAAGCUGACUGCAGGAUCUGAUGUAGCAGAGCAGCAGCUUGGGAAUGAGGAGGCAAUGCUGAUUUUACCUCAUGGCAAUGACCCGGAUGAGGAGGAUGAGCCUGCGUACUGUUUUCUUGCCCCUGCACCAGAGGAACCAGCUAGCAUGGAGGAGGCAUUAGCUGGACCAGAUAGGGACAAGUGGCUGGCUUCUAGGGAUGCUGAGUACCAGAGCCUGCUGGAGAAUGGGACUUGGGAACUAGUGGUGCUGCCUGAGGGAAAGAAAGCGGUACAAUGCAAGUGGGUGCUAAGGAUCAAGACUGACGACAAGGGGCAGGUCACCAUCUACAAGAGUAGGUUGGUGGCUAAGGGGUUUAUGCAGAAGGAGAAGCGGGACUUCAAUGAGAUCUUUGCUCCCACUGCCAAACCCCCUACCCUUCGUGUCUUGUUGGCAGAUGCAGCCGUUAGUGGGAAAUUCAUUAUCCAGAUGGAUAUAUCAACGGCAUUCCUCAACGGAAUUUUAGAGGAGGAGGUGUUCAUGACGCAGCCGCCUGGGUAUGAGGAUGGUACGGGCAGGGUGUGCAAGCUGAAAAAGUCCAUCUACGGCUUGAAUCUCUUUCUCAAGGGGGAGGGGGAGAAGCUGGUGCUGUUUCUGGUCUACGUGGACGACAUUCUUCUCUUCAGCAGCAGCAUGAAAGAGAUCCAGAAAGUGCAGCAGCAGCUGAUGGAGAACUUCAAGUGCAAGAACCUUGGGGAGAAAUUUAUCAAGGAGCUGGGGGAGAAGUAUGGGAUUGAGAAUGAGCGCAAGGUUGCAACUCCCCUGCCAGCAGAAUUCAAGCUUGUGAAGGCUGCAGAGGAUGAAGGGGUUGAAACAAAGGAGCAGCAGCAAUUCCAGUCCUUGGUGGGCAGCCUCUUGUAUGCAGCAGUUCACACGAGGCCUGACAUCUCUUUCUCGGUUGGGCAGCUGGCUAGGGUGGUGCAGAAUCCAUCAGAGGAGCAGAUGGAUGCAGCUGAGCGCGUGGUGAAGUAUUUGAACUCUCACCCAAGCAUUGGAGUCCAAUACUCCGCAUCUGCACAGGUGAAGCAGAAAGGGGUUGAGGUGCUGAAAGAGAAGGGGGAGCGGCUUGGAGAAGGCAAGCUCUUUCUCACCUGCUUUACUGAUGCUACUUGGGCUUCUGAGAAGGAGGAUUCUUCAUCUGUGGGAGGAUACAUCUGCGUAGUUGGGGGUGGACCUGUUAGUUGGAGGUCCAAGAAGCAGACAGAGACGGCACUCUCCUCUGUUGAGUCAGAGUACAUGGCGAUGUUCCAUGGGGUGAAGGAGGUGAUUUGGCUGAGGAGGCUGUUAGAGGAGAUUGGCCAGGAGCAGAAGGUCGCUACGCCGCUGUUUUGUGACAGCAAGGGGGCUCUUGGGAUGGCCAGGAACGCUGUGCUUCAUGGGCUGAACAAGCACAUGCGUAUCAAGUGGCACUGGCUGCGUAAGGAGGUGAAGAGGGGGACAGUGAAUCCGAUCUACAUCAAGACUCACCAGCAGCCAGCAGACUUUCUCACCAAGAGGCUUGCGGAUGAGCCUCAUUGGCGUUGUGUGCGCAUGAGUGGAAUGAGCAUGAACUAG